AAACAUGCUCCGUAUACUUUUGGUCCUUUUGGUUGUGCUUGCCAUUGUUCAUGUAACCGUUCAAUUUACAUUGGAGAAGAGAGGAGCCGCUUGGUUCCUACGCCCCAACUGGAAGCCCCCAACAAAACGAUUCUACUAUCCAGAUGGAGCUAUCGCCGCAAUUGCACCCAACGAUUUCGAUCAAUACAUCAUUUAUUGAUUUAUUUAAAGUUGAUUUUUGCUUUUUUGAGUUUGGGAAACAAUAAAUGAGAGUUGAUGUG
This is a messenger RNA of Caenorhabditis elegans, 260 nucleotides long. It is a transcript of the gene T20B3.14, whose product is annotated as Neuropeptide-Like Protein. NCBI's taxonomy places the organism in Eukaryota, Metazoa, Nematoda, Chromadorea, Rhabditida, Rhabditidae. The record is from RefSeq and is marked reviewed.